UAAAACAAAUCAACAUUGUAAACUUUAGUAAAUGAGGGUGUGAAAAAAACACUUUGAACACUUUUUCUUUUUAUGUACUCUCUCAAUAAUGGAAAUGUAUUCAUGUUUACCUGAAAAUGUAAACUGAUAUUAAUAAAUGCUGUAAAAAAUGUUCAUUUUUAGUUUAUUAUACCUCAUGAUUUGAACCUUAGUGAGAAUUUCUGCCAUGUGAAUGCUAAUUGCCGAUUAAUUGCUGAUGACAUGUAUGUAUCACUUUGAAUGAGGAUAAAUCUGUAAUUGUGUUUAGAAGAAUGAGAAAGUUCAGAGUGAGGCAGCUCAUCUGACUCCAGCUCCGGGUUUCUUUUGUUCUCUUUAGCAAUGAUUGCCUAUUAUUCUAGACUAGAGUGAUUAUUCCUUCCUGCUUGUGGUCCACAUUCUUUUCUGUUUUUUUGUUGCCCAAAGUGAUGAUAACGUUCACAAAACUGACCUUCGCUUUUCUCUGUGCAUGGCCUCCAAGGUGAUUAAUUGCUUAAAGGGAUAGUCCACCCAAAAAUGAAAAUUGUCAUCAUUUACUGCCCCUCACGUUGUUUCAAACCUCCACUUGUAUGACUUUGUUUCUUCUGUGAAACAUAAAAGAAAGUCCCAGUGUUGUUUUUGUUCAUACAAUGAAAAUCAAUAGCGUCCAGUGUUGUUUUCGACCCUUUCAUUGUAUGGACAAAAUCUUUUGAAAACAUGUUUGAAAAGUUAAUGAUGACACGAUUUUGAUUUUUGUGUAAACUAUCAAACUAUCAAACCAUGAAAUGUAGCAUUGAAGAACUUGGCUGGGAUGUUUAUGAAAUUCCACCCGUGCUCUUAGACUAAAAGAAAUGUACAUUAGUUGAUCUAUUAAUUACAUUACCUUUGUCUAUGUGUGAUAAUCAAAUUUAGCUAGGGUGUCUAGGAAAAGAGCCCUGCUACUUCCAACUUCCAACAGCAAAGAUCAGGUCAGUAGGGGUGGGACUGCGCAGAUUACUGCGACCCUGACUAUAUUUAGUGUCCGUCCCACACUGCCCCAGCCAAACAGCUGGCAUUUCCAUAUCAGCAGGGCGUUGAAUGGUCGCCUUGCACUGUUAGCAGGGCACCAAUGUGUCUGACUGCUUAGGUAAGACCCAGGUUUAUACCUGGGUUCAAGCAGUGGUGAUCAGCAGCAAGAUGGAGGCUGAAGAAAUGGUGAUCCGUCUACCGGGACGUUCCAGCGCGCCUGGUGGAAUCGGAGAGACAACGGUGCUCAGGCACAAAGAAGUUCACCACUUUUUUUUCCUACCUUUCAGGGAACAGCCCAUCUACAGCACCCGGGCACACGUCUUCCAGAUAGACCCCAGCACUAAGAAGAACUGGAUGCCCACCAGCAAACAUGCGGUCACUGUUUCUUACUUCUAUGACAGUACCAGGAACGUGUACAGGAUCAUCAGCUUGGAUGGAUCAAAGGCAAUAAUAAACAGCACUAUCACCCCGAACAUGACCUUCACAAAGACGUCUCAGAAGUUCGGGCAGUGGGCAGACAGCCGUGCCAACACAGUGUAUGGGCUGGGUUUCUCCUCUGAGCAUCAUCUGGCCAAGUUUGCAGAAAAAUUUUCAGAGUACAAGGAAGCAGCUAGGAUGGCCAAGGAGAAGUCUCUAGAAAAGAUGGAGCUGGCAAGUUCGCCCUCUCAGGAAUCGCCUGCCGACAUUCAUUCCCCCCUGACUCCACCCGUCACUGCGGACCUCUGUCGAAUCAACGGCACGGGUGAUGACGUCACUCUGUCUGACGUGUCACCGAAUUCUAUGCUCCAAUCAGACCUUUCCCCGACCACGCCGACCCUUGCACACAGCCCGACUACCAACAAACACUGGGAAGCAGAGCUUGCAACACUAAAAAGCAACAAUGCCAAGCUCACAGCUGCUCUACUGGAGUCCACAGCCAACGUCAAACAAUGGAAACAACAGCUAGCAGCUUAUCAGGAGGAGGCUGAAAGGCUACACAAACGGGUUUCUGAAUUGGAAAGUCAGAGUAGUCAAACCAAUGUGAUCAAAUCCCAGAAAACGGAGCUGAACCAAACAAUAGAGGAGCUGGAGUGUACACUGAAGGCAAAAGAAGAGGAAAUGGUGCGAUUGAAAGAAGAAAUAGAAAAUGCAAAGCAGCUUCAAACUCAGAAAGAUGAACUCACUAAAAAAUUAGAGGACACAGAUUUGCGGAACAAGGAGCUUGAGGAACAGUUGGUUGAUCUGGAGCAGCGUCUGGAGUCAAGUCAAGUAGAUCAAGAGAACCUCCGCAAGAACCUCAAAACUCUGCUGGAGAUUCUGGAUGGAAAGAUCUUCGAGCUGACAGAGCUGAGAGACAACCUAGCUAAGCUCAUAGAGGACAGCUAGACUCCUCAACCGCUAGCCUCAAAACUUGAUUUUAAUGCCACUUUCCUCCUUUUAUGAAAUACACAGCAUCCUAUUCAGGCCGAGAGAGUCUGGCGUACUUUCGAGCGACUGUCGGUCUCUCCUUCACUCACUUACAUGGAAUGAUUAACCAUUGGUUGCACUUGAUUUUGUAUUUUUGAGGUGGGUUCGUUCUCUUCAGUGCCACUGCUACCUACCAAGUUUUAUUGUCAACAAUACUCCUGUACUUUUAUUGAUGUUUCCUUGAAUUCCCAAUCCCAAAAUCCCAAAUUAGGCAGCCUGCAAAAAAAACAAAACAAAAAACAAACACAUGGCUGCAUAUAGGCUCCUACUCUUUAAAGGUGCUGGUUUCGUGUGCCUGGCUGUUUGGCGUUAAUGGACGUUUCUUAUGCUGCUGAGGACACUACAUGAAUUACACUGACUGGAUCUUCAGUCGUAUUUUAAGACUGGAUAUUCAGAGCCAUAUGUUGUAGCCAAAUGUUAUUGGCUUGCCUCUUCCCCUUCAUGGAAACUGCCUCAAUGUUAGGUCAGUCAAAGUUUCAGGAUACUCAACCGCUGACCUAAAAAGCUCUUGACAUUUAGCAGACUCUGAGACGUAGAUGUGGCAUAUGCUUUAGGCCUGUAAUAUACACUGAGCAAUAUUAGUGUGAGCGUUUGUAUGCCAGAUUAGUGCGAGCCACCUCAGUGCGUCCGUCAGGUACUCAAACAGUGGAAAAGACGAAUUUAUGUCCUGCUAUAGUUAAACUCCGGAUUUCUCCAAUGACCAGUGUAAUGCUUUGGGAUCGUACUGGCCUUAUAAUAACCCGUAUCUAUAAAUUUUUUCAGGAUUUUCUUGAAGACGAGGAUCUUCCUUUGUUUGUUGACUUACCAAAUGCAAUUAUGUACUCAAUUCCUUACAAUUUUCAAUAACGAUAUUAUUGUAAUAUUUAAGAAGUCCAUCCUGCUGAUGGGUAUUAUGAUACAUAGAUCACUGUCAGUAUGAUUGUAUUUAUAUGUGGGAAAGUUCUGUUUUAAAUUUCCCAAUGUUAAUAAAGACUAUUUAAAGAUA
Molecule: messenger RNA, 3433 nt
Organism: Pimephales promelas (fathead minnow)
Lineage: Eukaryota; Metazoa; Chordata; Actinopteri; Cypriniformes; Leuciscidae
Gene: homer1b
Product: homer scaffold protein 1b
Biological process (GO): G protein-coupled glutamate receptor signaling pathway
Molecular function (GO): G protein-coupled glutamate receptor binding
Source: RefSeq, a predicted model, not a curated record